AUGAACGAACGAAUAAACUCUGCGGAAGAACUAGAAGUAUAUGAAGAGGUGGGAAGAGGCGGAUUUGGCGUAGUCUAUCGAGGGAUCGUUAAAAGCAAUGAGACAGAAGUUGCAAUUAAACAAAUAGACUUGGAGAACGAUCAAACAGAUCUUCUUGAAAUAAAUAAAGAAAUUCAGAUAAUUUCGGAUUGCAGGUUAUCUCAGAUCACAAAAUAUUAUGGAUGUUUUGUUAGGCAUUACAAGUUAUGGGUAAUAAUGGAAUAUGUGAACGGAGGUUCGCUCUUUGAUCUCUUAAAAUCAGGGGCUAUAAAUGACGAGAGGACCAUUCUGGGAAUAAUAAGGGAAGUUUUAGUAGCAUUAGAGUAUUUACAUACUCAGGGGAAGAUCCACAGAGAUUUAAAGUCUCAGAAUGUCUUGGUGAGCUCUCUAGGUGAAAUCAAAUUGACCGAUUUUGGUGUUUCAACUCAACUAGCAUCGAAUUUUUCGAGAAGAAAUACUACAGUAGGAACUCCCUAUUGGAUGGCACCCGAAGUCAUUCUUAAUAAUAAUGGUGGCCACAGCUACAAAGCCGACAUCUGGUCGCUAGGCUGUCUUGCCUAUGAGUUAUUCACAGGAAAACCGCCACUUCAGAACCAAUAUUCGCCGAUGCAGGCUUUGAGGCAGAUAUCAAAGUGCUAUACUGAUAACACAUUCAUUGAUAUCAUUGAUUUAGAGCAUCUCGGCCUUUCGUCUAACUUUUCUCAGUUUUUGAGGAAAUGUUUUAUUGUGGAUCCAUCUGAGAGAUAUUCUGCAACUAAAUUAUUGAAGCAAGCAUUCAUCACUAAAAGCAAUAAUAAGUCAGCGAAUAGUCAUAUUGCAAAGAGCUUGAAAAAACUCAUAACUAGAAAGAAGCUAUGGGAUCAAGAUCACCACGUACUGAAGCCCCAUAAUUGGUACAUCCCUACAGAAGCAUUUCAAAACCAAAAAUAUUGGCAAAAUGAAGACGUAGAUUCUGAGAAGACCAUUCACUUCGAUAUCAGUCUGCUUGAGUCUCCAGCACCUUCUAAGUAUCCAUUGAGCCCAACGUCCUCCAAGACAUCUUCAAACAGAGACACUUCGGAAUCUCCACUAGCUCUUCCCGACCAAAGACCUCCCCUUAGAUACAAUUCAAUUCUGAACCAUUCCUCAAAAGGAGAUGAUUUCAAACAAUAUGUCAAAACGGAUCUACGCCGAAUUUUGAAUAAAGUCUUCAACAAAAUUGAGAGCAAGAACAAUCUCAGUACUGAGCAAUAUGAUCUCCUCGUUACAAUGAACGACAUUGUUCUUAGCUUGGUUUCUAAUCUUCAAACGGAACAACAAGGUUCAACUCCGCAAGUUAAGUUGCUAGUUUGUCAGUACUUUAAAUACUUUUUAAAGGAAUUAUCUAAGCCUAACGUCUCCAAGUCAAGAAUAAGUCUUGCAAAAUUGAUUGUUCCAUCGUGUUACUCCGUGAACAAAACUAAAGACGAAACUGCAUUAAAUACAUUACGAACGAGAUAUCAGUCAGGCAUUGAUGAAAUUGAACAUAGUCUAUUUGAAUCAUGGAUAGACAAAAUGAAAGAAAAAUGGGAUAGGCCUUGA
Molecule: messenger RNA, 1599 nt
Organism: Priceomyces carsonii
Lineage: Eukaryota; Fungi; Ascomycota; Pichiomycetes; Serinales; Debaryomycetaceae
Exons: 1
Coding region: 1-1599 (532 amino acids)
Biological process (GO): protein phosphorylation
Cellular component (GO): cytoplasm
Molecular function (GO): ATP binding; protein serine/threonine kinase activity
Source: RefSeq, a predicted model, not a curated record